This is a messenger RNA of Chara braunii, 4605 nucleotides long. Lineage: Eukaryota; Viridiplantae; Streptophyta; Charophyceae; Charales; Characeae. The record is from the annotation of a GenBank genome assembly.
AGGAGGUGACUCUCCCUCUCCCUCUCCCUCUCCCUCUCUUGCCGCUGUUCCUGCCUCAUCCAUAAUCCACCCUGUCUUGAGUACGAGUUCAAGUAUCAAUCAUCGUCUAUUGCUUGUAAUCGGCCUUUCACUGUUGAUGGCCGCUGUUUCCGUAGGGCGUAUAGUAGGACCGGUAGUCGUCGGAAGCCCGCGACCGGUCGCAGGAUGCACACGAGAUAGUCCUAGCGCUAAAGAUCUCACCACAACAGUUGUCGGUUUCGCCGAUCAUUCUUCAAAGGAGAUGCCGUUCAAGGAUAGCGACCAGUUCCGCAGAAGCGACCGGUCGCUCGCCGGUGAUCCCUCCCUGGCGCCCUUUUCGUUGCUGAACGCCGACCUCUUUGCCCCUGGCACAGGUAAGGUCAUCCUCAUUCACCAAGCCGAACCACCUUUCGAGCCCGCGACCAGUUCAUCGUAUGAAACAAGGUCUGUUAUCCGCAGCAUCGUCUUCGUUCCCAACUCCACCAUCUUCUAUUACAUCUUAGAUCAACGGCGACUGGUCGUCGGAAGCGAAACGAUGAGUCAUCAAUCGGUAUCUUACAGAAAGGGAGAUCUCCUCCCGAUAAGGGAGGGGGGCGGCAAUCCCGGGGGCAAUGACAGUCUCAUUGUGCCUGAGCUGAUCAGCUAUUGGUGGCCGUACGAUACUCCGGACGGGAUCGGGAUCUCCACGCGCGUACUCUUCAACGCAUCAGAGAACGCUACCGAUCUGGCGCUCGUGUACGGCAUGGAGAUCACCGGAUCGGGAUCCCGUCUUGUCCUCCCCACCGUCCGGAGAGAACCUAACCACCUCCCCGAGCCAUCGCGAUUAACCUUCCUGUCCGUCGGCGAUGGAAGCCGGAACUCCACCAUCUUACCUGCUGCUGACCGCCUCUUUUAUCUGUCGUACAACCCGGCAAAAACCGAUCUGUUCAUGAUAGACAAGCAGAAACCGGCGCGCCUUCUUUCCAUCCCCGUCGACGACGAUGGCCUGCCGGUCAACACGUCAGCGCUGACCAUCGUCAAGACCUUUCUGUUAUCGUCGGGAUCCGACAGUCCGGCCCAGAUUUACAUGAGCCGCCAGUGCUUUGUGUCGGACGGAAGGUGUCUGUACUUCCGUGAGGAGACACGUGGCCAGAUCUACGCCAUCGACACCAGAUCGGCUUCCCGCCAAAUUACACACAUCGCUGGACGUCCUGGAAGCGAUCCUCUCGGGGAUGGACCGGCCUUGAACGCCUCCUUCGCGGAUCUUCGAGAGAUGGUGGCUACUCCCGACGGGUGUAAUAUCUUCGUCACGGAGCUGGAAGGCUAUGUGCGCUGGAUAAAGCUGAACGCUACAUGCCAGGCGGGAGGGAUGGUGGAGACGGUAGCGAGGCACAACAGCGCUCGUCUGUGGGGCUUGGCUCUGCACAGGUACGCCGGUCGAUUAUUUCUUUACGUAGGGAGUGUUGAUGGUCGCAUUUUCGAGCUGGAAAUCCAAGAAUCCCAUCUACACACCUGCGUCUCUCCUUCUCCUUCUUCUCCUCUCCCUCCUCCUCCCUCCUCCUCCUCCUCCACCUCCUCUCCUUCGCCAGAUUCGUCCGUCUUCUUCCCCCCCCCCUCCUCCCACACUUUGUCCCCUUCCCCUUCUGAAGAGGCGAUACUCUCUCCCGCAGCUCCGUCAAUCCCUGUGGUCCAUCCUGCACCUGACGACGGUAAUCAAUCGUCCUCCUCUGGCUUGGCACAUAAUCUCCCUUUUGUGAUCGGCCUUUCCCUCGGGGCUGUUGUCAUUGCGGCUGCCAUCUUUGGCGUGGUACUGGCGCGCUACUGCAGACAAGAACGCAGAUCUCGCCCAUCUGUCGCCAAUCAACAUCAACGGCAAAGCUCCUCCGUGUCCAUGACGACGGACGGGACCGGGACUCAGCCGUCUGGCGCAUCCUUGCUGGGAUCCCGAUCUGAAGACGACCGCGAUCUGCAGCCAACUCAGGUCGUCCGAUUCAGUCUGAAGGAGCUCUCCCGGUGCUGCGGCAACUUCGAUGACAGUCGGCUGGUGGGCGAUGCAGGCGCGUUCGGCCAAGUCUAUCGCGGAGUGAUUGAGGGGACAGAGGUGGCACUCAAGGUGAUGACAAGCGAUCUAACGGCCAUCAAGAAGAAACAGUUUCGCGCGGAAGUCAACACGCUCAGCAUGCUUAAUCACCAUAACCUAAUCCGUCUCAAAGGGUAUUGUCAGGAGAAGAACCGCGCGAUCUUGGUCUACCCUUACGUAGCCGGCGGCAGCCUUCACGCGAGAUUGCACAAGAGAGAGAACGCCAUCCCUGGACAACCGACGCCUCCUCCUCUUAGCCUGAUGGACCGCAUGUUGCUUGCGCUACAUAUUGCGGAGGGGCUGAGGUACCUCCACGAAGGUGCUCGCCCGCCGGUCAUUCAUCGGGACAUCAAGAGCAGCAAUGUCUUGAUUGAAGAUGGUCCGAGCGGGAAGCUGCACGCCGUCUUGGCAGAUUUCGGCCUCGCCAAAAUAGGAAGCGAAAUUUUUGGAACGUCUCAUCAACAGCACGUGCAGACAUCGCACAUCGCCGGCACUUUCGGAUACAUGGCGCCAGAGUACAUGCUUGAUGGCAGGCUCUCCGUGAAGAAUGACGUGUUCGCCUUCGGCGUGAUGAUCCUUGAGCUGCUGACGGGGAGGAAGGCGGUCACAAAGACUUCUUCUGGCGUGGGAUGGGUGCCGCUUGUCGAAUGGGUGAGGCCCUUCGUCGACCAGCAGAGCAGCAGUCUGUUCGGUCCUGGCAUGCCAGACGCGAUCCUGGACCCCUGCUUAAAAGAUCGGUGGGUCUUGACUGCUGCAGAGAGGCAGAUGGCGAUGGAGAUGCUUCGACUGGGGUUGGACUCUGCCCAUGAACGCGACGUCAUGCGACCAACGAUGGGAGAAGUGGUGGACGCAAUCCGCAAUAUCUGGCGUCAGGAUGAGAGCGAGGGGGAAGGGUAUAAGUGGUAUUGUGCGAAUCGCGUGGAAGGGCAGGGGUUCAAGAAGCAGAGCGAGGAUGGAGAUCUAUUAUCUGUUUCAGCUGUUCUCCCUUCUUUGAUUUCUGCUGGGAGACGGUGGUUGGAGCUGCAGGUCCAGGCUGCUGCCACCGUAACGCCCUCCGCCGCAUCCUCCCGGUGCCCACCCAAACUGGAUGACAUUCCAGUUUUCUGUGAUAAGUCCAAGACGGAACUGAUCCCGUGGUGGCGCCAGUUCACUCUUAGGCUCGACAUGCACCAUGUCCCGAACAACGAUCGGCAUCCGUGUUUGUUCCACCGAUCUGGUGGUGCGUGUCAAGCAUGGCUAGACAACAUCUUGACCAGCCACGGCGUAGCAGUGUCGGAACUGCACACCAAGCUCACUUGGCAGGAGUUGACUGACGCCUGGCACAAGCGAUUCCAAGUGGAGCCGCCYGACCUGCAAGCGAUGGACAARCUCAACAAGCUCCAUCAGAACACGCUGCUCAGUCAGGACUGGAUUACCGAGUUCCAAAGACUCGCCUGCACACCUGACCUGCCACUCGCAUUCCGCGCCAUCAAGUACUUGUUUAUCAUGCACUCAUGUCUAGCUCUGCAAAACGCACUGACGCAGAUUGCAGAGACACUCGACACAUCUCACAAGAUUUUCAGCACAGCGUCACGCAUCAUUCUCACGAAUAUCGAAGCCCUCAACGCCGGCCGAUCUUCCGCGACGACGAGCGGCACCCAGCUCAAGCCAAAGGUUCAUUGGGUUGAGCGCUUGCUAGACGUUGAGUUGACUUACAACUCAUCGAUCCACCCGGCUAUCGGGAUAUCGCCAAUCAAGUUUGAGCAUGGUUCACCCAUCUCAUCGUCGUUGGACGCCAUUUUGCCGCGCACAACCGAGAGCGAUGACCAUCUUGCGUUCCUUCGUCGCAUGCAAGAGCUUCUUGUCAAGGCACGGGAUCAGAUGUCGAAGACGCAAAUACGGAUGAGCCGUCAAGCCAAUCGCAAUCGCCUUCCUUGCCCGUUCCGCGCCGGCGAUCUGGUUUGGGUCUCCGCCGCGGAGUUCAGCCUUGAGCAAGACAUCUCUCGCAAGCUCCUUCCCAAGUGGAUGGGGCCUUGGCGCAUUCUCUCCGCGGUUGGUGAUGAUCCCGAGGGGCCUUCAUUCCGCAUUGCGGUGCCACCUCAAUUGCCCGUCCACACGGUGUUCCACUGCUCCAAACUUGCUCCUUUCGUCUCAGCGGAGUCCGACGAGUUUCCCGAUCGACGUACGCAAGACCCUCCUUCCAUGGACGGAUUUGAGGAGGCCGGCUACAUCAUCACCGACCGGCGCCAUGGCAACAAAGAAACAGAGUUUCUACUUCACUUUUCCUACUGCAGCCACAAGGCUAACCGUUGGCUGACGCGUUCAUUACUGCAGACCACAACUCCCGCCGUUCUCUCACAUUAUCUUAGCGAAGGGAAGACUACGCCGAGCACUCCAGCUCCUCGCAUUCCUCGCUACAUUCCGCCAUUGGAUCGGCAGCUUCGCCCGCGCCCCGGCUCGUCUUCAUAAGGAGCGGGGCGUGUUACAUGUUGAAAGCCUACACACGGGCCCCUCACGGGACCCGAGGUUGGAAUAGGGCCCCCAGGUCG